AUGGACCACCUUAUCCCAUCCGGGAUGCACCCCAUCCCCUCCAAUCUUCUCGAUCUCCGCCCCGACGCCGACAUAGACUUCGAUCUACUACAUCCGCAACCGGUCAAUGGCGUCAAAAAUAUAUGGUUUUUCUGGCACUCAGGCUACGCCAACAUGCACCCAUAUACACAACGCACAGCCCGCGCAUGGCAUCGCCGAUUCACAAAACAAGGGUGGGCAGUACGAGUGAUAGACCGGCUGGCCGGAUCAAAAAGCAAUAUCGCCGAAUUCUUGGAUGUCACCGACUCAACACUCUUCCCUCGAGCCUUUACUGAGGAGACCAUCACCGGACCUUACGCGCUACAACACACUUCAGACCUUGUUCGCUGGCCACUGCUCCUGCGAUAUGGAGGAGUCUAUGCCGACGUAGGCAUGAUGCAGAUUGGUGACCUUGAUACCCUAUGGAGUGAGACAAUCGGAAACCCGGACUCUCCAUAUGAGGUUCUAUCCUAUACACCCAGUGGACAAGGUCAUUACAGUCUAUGCAAUUAUUUCCUCGCUGCAUUGCCAAACAAUGCGCUCUUUGACCGUUGUCAUCGUUUGCUCCUCGCUCUUUGGGAUGCUGAUGGUGGCAAGACGAGCACCGAUGGAAUGCAUGCUAGCCCGCUUCUACGCGGCGUUCCUCUAAUGAGCGUUGAUUCUACAAUCACCGAAGACGAUGGCACGGUCAUCGGUCCUGCCGAGGUUAGUCGUCUGUUGACCGACUACAUCAUUCAAGGCCAGGUGGCUACUGCAGUGAUGGGACUUGUUGAUGCUGAAGACAAUUGGGACGGUCCUGCAUAUUGUGUGAAGCAUUUUUAUGCGAUUGAGUUUAUGGAAGGGUCGCAGCUCAUUAAUGAGUUGACUGCUUGGAGCGGACAGGAGGCAUUCGAUUUGUUGUCACUACCAAUACCUGGGGAGGGAGAAGACGAGUCUGAGAAACAGAAAAAGGCCCGUGAUAUUGUUGUGGCAUGUCUAUCGCGCAGCUUUGGCUUCAAGCUUGCUCAUGGUCUCAUUUUGCGGGUGAACAAGGUUACACUCGGAUCGCUGUGGCGGGAUAAUCCUGGGUCUGAUGUUGCACCUGGGACUUAUGCGGCUUGGCUUCGACAUGGAAUUGCUUACUGGAAUCAAGAUAAUGUGCCUGAUCCAGUAUCGCUUACUUUGAUCCCUCCGACCAAGGUUGGGAGGUUACUAAUGUAA
Penicillium griseofulvum is the source of this 1218-nucleotide messenger RNA. RefSeq names its product glycosyltransferase. The record is from RefSeq and is a predicted model, not a curated record. Lineage: Eukaryota; Fungi; Ascomycota; Eurotiomycetes; Eurotiales; Aspergillaceae. The transcript has a single exon. Gene Ontology annotation, molecular function: glycosyltransferase activity. The coding region runs from base 1 to 1218 and encodes 405 amino acids.